This is a messenger RNA of Anopheles funestus (African malaria mosquito), 1992 nucleotides long. RefSeq lists its product as uncharacterized. Lineage: Eukaryota; Metazoa; Arthropoda; Insecta; Diptera; Culicidae. The transcript has 2 exons. The coding region runs from base 671 to 1522 and encodes 283 amino acids. The record is from RefSeq and is a predicted model, not a curated record.
AGCGAUCCUUCUGCGCGGCAAUGUUUUUGGGUGGCAACGUGCGGCGAUCGGUACGAACUACUCGCCGUCGGGAAAGGAGGGGCGACACUCUAAGAAGCAAAUCUCGAAAAUAGAGCCCUACGACGACGGUUCAACCUAUUAUAAAGUGAACUUGUUUCGGUCGGAUGUUUUCAGUGCAAAUUUGUACGUCUAGCAUUUAGUAGCGCGGGCUCGUGCAGUGAAGUGAAGUUCGACUAAUUCCCUUGUAGCGGUGCAGCAGCGUAUCCAGUUUGCUUCACGCGUGUGUUUUUUAUGAGAGGCCCCGUGUCUGUGCGGGCAGGACGAAUUUGUUGUGUGAUAAUGCGUGAUGCAUGAGCGUGACAUUUUUUAAGAGAACGUACGCAGGAAAAAAAUGAACCACAGUGAAGAGGCCAAAUAUUUCAAACGAAAGUGAAUCAUUUACGUACUAUUGUGUCUGGUUUCGAUGCAAUUUUUAUGCUGAAAGUAUUGUGCAAUGCAACAUACGCACUCAUGAUCAAGUGAAACAGUGAUAAAUUUGGAACGAAAAAAAACUCUUACAUCAACUACCAGAUCCAGUAGAAACUGACCCAGAUCGCUGCUGCUACUGACCUGCUGCCGAACCUGUCAUCUUCCUUCUGAACAUCCUGAUCAUCUCGCUGGGCACCUCAUAAUGCCACCGUUAGCGACAUGCUUUCUCCUGUUCCUUUUGGUUCUUGCCUACCAUAGUGGCGUAUCGGCGAAAGGAAUCAAGCAGAAGCGCCUCGUCAUCGAUCUGAGAGAUCCUUUGCUGACCGUCACCGAUCCCUCCGUUUAUUUUCCCCGCUCGACCGUACCGUCCACCUAUACGUCACCGUCGACCUUCUACGGUUCGUCACACUCCGCCAUCGCACCGUACAGCCAUGGACAUUCGCGGGUAGUGUCACCCCUCAAACCGACGACACUCUUCAAUGAGAACCUGUUCCAGUACUCCAACUACGGGUCACCGUUUCCCUUCCUGACCGGGAACCAUCUUAGCUUGGGCGAUGAGGAAACAUACAUCGCUGACGGUCGCAUCCUCAAACAGUACGCCGUGAUGGAGUUCCAUGCCGAGGAACAGGCACGGAACCAAUACCAUCAGCAGCAGCUAUUGCACGGUUCCGGUGCGUUCCGGACGCCUGCCGGCACACCGUACCCGACAACCACCUACUUCAGCAAGUUCCCCACGACGUACGAUCCACUGUACGGUUCAACCUUUGCCCAACCGCUGCCCCAGCUGCCGCCGGUACUGGAUAGCUUCAAUCCACGGUUCGGUGUACAGCAUGAGCAUCAGCGAUCACCACUGCUGACUAAAAACCACGGUCCGAUCGCACUUGGGUCCGGUUCGCUCGGCUACAUACACGGUCCAAACGGCGUCACGGUUGGGUCCGGAUCGCUUGGCUACAUUAGCCACCAGCAGCACCGGGAAACGUUGGCCGAACUGAUCGAGCGAAAAAAAUCCAAACACCUUCCGAGCCCGCUGACCUUUGGCCAUAAUCAUAACUGAACCGCGUGCACGCUUCGGGACAGCAUUUUCGCGAAGCGAUAUCGAUCGAACCAUGCUUCAGCAAAAAAAAAAAAAAAAAAACAUCAGCGUAACCGUUAGGCUGUCGCCGGUCGCCGGGUGCGCAGUGCGCCAUACGAUGAUUGUUGACUAAGAAUGUGUAUCAUUACGUACGAUAGGUGUGUACAGCGAAGGGCACGGAAGGUUUAAUGUAAAUACGAACGAACGAGCGGCGUUACCAUGAUUCCUAUUGCGACGCGGAGCGUGCAAACAGACGCCGUUUCACUGUUAGUGGCGAAUGAUUAUCUUUUCGUUGUUAAUAAAGUGUAAACUAAACUAUUUAAACUUAGCUAUAUGCACGAUUUUGUUUCCAUUUUUGUUCCGAUUGGGUCAGUUUGUGGUGAGUAUAAAACAUUUCAACUUUACAGAUCUGAUAAAAGUUAAAUUAAUUAAAUUCUCUAUUCUAAACGGAU